Messenger RNA from Brachypodium distachyon (stiff brome), 3096 nucleotides. RefSeq lists its product as uncharacterized. The transcript has 2 exons. Bases 2173 to 2859 code for a protein of 228 amino acids. NCBI's taxonomy places the organism in Eukaryota, Viridiplantae, Streptophyta, Magnoliopsida, Poales, Poaceae. The record is from RefSeq and is a predicted model, not a curated record.
AGAAAGUUUCUCAAGAAAAAAUCAACUUGGAAACCAUAGGAUAUGACGCUCCUCCCUCCGGCGUCCUCUUCCACCUCGCCACCGCCAUUGACGCCCUCCCCCUUCCCCGGCUCGACUACGCCUCAUCCAACGAGACCACCGGAGGACUGUGAGCGCGACACUGGUGCGCUGCCUCUGGGAUACCCCGUUUCGGUUGGCGAUGGCUGUGUCGGGACGUCUUCGCUUGGUUCGGGGAAACUGCCGAGUAGGGUUUCACAUCGCCGCGCUACCUCCCUCGAUUGGCCAUCGUGGUCUGGUGGUCGGGGGAUUCCUCCGCGGCAUCAUCAUCGACAUAUUUCUCACCGGCGGCAGUCUUCCCCCCCCCCCCCCCCCCCCCCCAAGGUUGGUGGCGUCUGUUCCAUCCCCUCACCACCCUGCUCCGCCGCAUCUGGCGUGUUUGAAAUCAUCGCCUGCUCCGCCACUGCUGGCGAGUGAGGGGUCCUCAACUGCUCGGCCGAUUGGAUCUGCCCCAUCGCCAUUGUUGGCGGCUCAUGAUCCGAUUCAAUUUCAAACUGUCCCGGUGGUUUUACCUUGCGGUCCUCCGGCUGGGCCCGUGAUUUUCGAUCAUAGCCCUAUCGGAUGUGCGCCACCUGUUCCAGCCACAUCAGAGGCGGCUCCGCGGAGGGUGCCUUCGUCGUCAUCACACUCUGCUGAGGUGGCGAUUGCGGAGUUUUACGGCCAGUUAUGGCUGCCUCCCUCGAAACCACAAUCUAGGGUUUCUCCGCCGCCGCCAACCACCUCCGCCCCACACCUUCUUUGUUGGAUCCGUCGAGAUUUAUUCACCCUUCGUACGUUUUCGGCUCAGUAGUGUUUCCCCGUCGCUCCGUUUGAACGGAUUCGUCAACCUCCCAAGGAAUUCAGUUUUGCGAAGGAUUUUUGGGGGCUUGACAAGCAUCGCCCCACGUUUGCGGAAGUACUUCGGCGCCCGAUGAUGGCGACUCAAGGUGGUGCCAACCGCGGGCGCGGCGGUCGACCUCAACAACGUCCGCAGCGCCCCGCCCAGCCUCAGCGGCCACCCCAGCCGUCCAAGGCUCCGGCGGCGCAGAUUGCGUCUGGGCAGCAGGCGGCCCCUGCACCUGCUGCCCCGCUCCCUGUUGCCGCUCCUGCUCCUGUGCCCCAACCUCCUCCAGUUUAGACCCCUGCGAUCGAGGUGCGUGAGCAAAUCCUUGAUCCACGCUACGCCAACAUGAUCUGCUACAACUGUGGGGAGCCCGGGCACUUUGUUGGGAACUGUGUUCAACCCAAGCUGUGCUUCAUCUGUUCACCAAAAUCACCCUGUGAACAAUUGUCCCGCUUGGGUUGAUCUUCCUCCUUGUGCUACUUUCCUUGGUAGUGCAGCCACUGGUCUUGGGUUUUAUCACAUAGAGGUGCCUUCUGAAGCUGAAACCCAAUGGCUGAACUUCAAUAAUUGUGGUGUAGUCAACAUUAAGCAAGGGGUCAUUAAUUUGCAAGGUCUGGAACAAAAGUUAUCUGCUAUCUUCUGUCGUGUUAAGCAGUGGCCAUGGCAGAUUCGUGAAGUAGAUGAUAAAACCUUUGUGUUCAGAUUCCCCCCUUGGAAAAAUGUUGCUGAACUUAUAGACCUCCCAGCCUUUGCCCUGGAAGAAGGUGGAGUGACUGUCAAGAUUACUGAAUGGGAGGGCGCCAUUGAUGCUUUUGGCGAGCUGAUCGAAGCCUGGAUUCAGAUUGAUGGGAUUACCCCCAGGUGGUGCUCUUGGAAGGUGUUUGCCCAGCUCAGUUCUUGUUUUGGCCUUCUCAUUGACAACUGGUCUGGUUUGUUCAAAAGUUUCUGCCAAAAAGUGAGGAUCAAGGUGGCUUGUAAAGACCCUACCAAAGUUCCUUCUGAAAGAGUGGUUGAGAUGAGAAGAAAGCUGUUUUUACUUCAUUUCUCAGUGGAGGGAUUUGUACAAGACGGCAGUGAAGAGGGAGACUAUGAUGGUGCUGAUUAUGACCUUGAUGGCCUUGGGGACGAUUUCAUUGAUGCCCCUGCAAAAUCCACCCCUACUGCUCCUGGUGCCAGUGCCUCUACUGGGAAAGUCCCUAUGAAUGAAUGCCAGCAAACUCUGCUCUCCUCAGUUGUGCACCUUGACUUGAACAAUCUUCCUCUGGGCUCCCCAAAUGGUCCACUGGUGACAGAUGGUUGAACCCCCUUUGGACUGUCAGAUUACCUCAACACCUGUGAUCUCUAGGCCUAGUGCUUCUACUUCUGAUGGAGACCUAUCCAAACAAUACUGCUCUACUCUGUUACAAGAACUUGAAAUGCAACAAACUGAUUCAGAUUCUGAUUCUGAAGUUGAACAGGAUUUCCUUCCUCCUCAUGUGAUUACUGAACUGAUUGAUGAAGUUAAAAGGGUUUUACUUCCUGAUCUUGAGGCUAGUCAGAGGCAGGUUGAACAUGUGGUUCAGGUUACUGUUACUGUCCCUGCUUUACAGCAACAGGGGAUUAUGAAGCGUAAGUGGGGCCCUGUUUUGGCCACAAGGCACAGUACCAGAAUUAAUAACCAGCUUCAUGUGCUCACUAAAGCUCAGCUCCUGUUACAAAAAAAGAACCUGGAAAUUCCACCGACCUUUAAAGGGAAAAAGCUGGCGAAACAUUCAGGUGGUUUGGGACACGGCGGCUGCGUUGUGCCAUCGCUGGAAACUACUCUGCAAGAAGACGUCGCUGGAGAUGCUGGAGAACUUCACCAGAGCUAUGGAACACAGACGCUCCGAGUUGCUGCGGAUCGCCUGGCUCUGAAGCCUCGCUCCGGGACCUGGUCUGUCGAAGAACUGCAAUUCCAACUGGCGGCGACCAAUUGGUUCAAGGAGCCCCUCACUAUCUAGUUCUGAUAAAUAGCAGUCAUGUCAUGUUUAUGCAUGAACUCGUCCUUCAUUAUGGUUCUGGCCUGCGUGCCACUUGCGCUAUAACUGACGUGUUGGCGACAAUUACUUUGGUCUCAUUUUUGCAAUAAAAAUGGGGCUGGGGGCUCUCCCCUACUUUUCUAAAAAAAUAAGUGUAUACUUCUUCCUGAAGAAUUAUAUGCUGCAUAUCAUUCAAAGAAGGAUGACACCUUUCCUCUA